Porites lobata is the source of this 2933-nucleotide messenger RNA. The record is from the annotation of a GenBank genome assembly. Lineage: Eukaryota; Metazoa; Cnidaria; Anthozoa; Scleractinia; Poritidae.
CAUUUGACAGGGAAUGAUAGUGAAGGAAGCAAAUCAGUUUAUGGCAGUGAUGUAGAAAUUGUAACCAGACAAUCAGCUGCUUCAACAACAUCAACAGCAAGCAAUAAGGUAGGGCUUAAAAGUGCUAGUGUCAAACUAUUAAUAUCCUAUCCAAGGAGAGUUGCUGUACAUGUAUAUGCUUCAUUCUGCAAUUUCCGGAUACCUUGGACUCAUAUGCCCCUAUAAGCAUGAUUGUCAUUGAUUCUGAUGUAAACAUUAACCUUAUUAACCACUUGGCCUAAGGGCUGUUGCUGGGGGCUGGUAAUUUUCCCUGGCUACCAUGAGCAUGAACGCUGGGAUGUUACUAAGAUUUCAAUUUGCUAGGGAUAUGCAAUUAAUUAGUAGGUGGGAAGUGAACAGCUAGGAAGCUUUUUAUGUGCUUUUUUCUUUUGUUUUCUCUAAAAGUAGUGAGGGAUCUUGCUCAUAGUAACCAGGGGAGAAAAUCCGUGUGGCUCCUAGCCCUCAGUGACAACCUUGUCUGAACUCCUGCUACUUUCAAAGGAAACAAAAGACAAAUUAAGCCCAAAGAACCUCAUAUUUAACUUGCAACUUGAAACCUCAGUGCUAGUGCUGUUGACAUAUAUUCUCAAAAAAAGGUAGACUUUUUUCUGGAGAGGUGCGUUCUCCUAGUACUUCUACAGAAAGUAAAAAUCCAGAGGUGGACUUUUGGCUUUUUAUAACUUUUUGGGAGCAAAGUCCUUUUUAAUCCUUUCACUCGAAACUGCGAAACUGAAAUGUAAGAAAGAAAAUGAACUUUUAUGAUCAGAUAGAUUAUUUUUUUUUUAUGGUCACACCUCAGGAUUUGGCCUUGCAGACUCAAAAGGGAGAGUUGCAUUUCAUUUCUUCAUAAUUGACUGUGGAAACUAUUAAUGGUUAAUCUUGUUUGAUUCUUUGCAGAUUAAGUUUAAUUCAAUGGUGAAUUAUGAAUGGGAGCUUAAGUACUACAGAGGUUGUUUGAUAGCUGUUAGCAGCAAGUGUAUUGCCUAUGCUCUUAAAGGUACAUACUCCAUAAUAAUUCCAAUAUUAAUUUUAGGUUUUAUUCACUGUAUUGAAGUUUCUGUAUAUUGUUAUUUUGAUGCCUGCAAACAUUUCUGACAGGUCGUCAAGGAUAUGUGGUAAGGCUCUUGAACCCUGAAACAGCUUCUAGGACACUGAUUAAAGGAUUUGUUGGUACGAUCAGUGAGUUGGCCUUCAGUCACAGAGACUCUGACACUCUGGCUUGUGUUGAUGAGGGUGGUAAUGUCUACAUCUGGGUCAUCCAUGAGGAAAAUGGAAAACUUGAGUAUCCUGUUGAUGACAUGUUUACACCAAAAUAUUAUUUCAGUAUUAUCGUAAACUGAAUUAAAUUUGGAAAUUUUAUUAUUAACUAAUUGAAAAUUCUCUUGGAGAAAAUAUGGAUAGCUUUAAGCCCAUGCGGGAAGAGCGCAAAUGCAAAGAAUUUUGCUUACAAAUGAGGCAUGGAAAUUUGCUCGUGUUACAUAAUCAUGCAUAAGAGCCCUUUAGUCAAAUCCUGGAUCCUAGAAAACAAGAGUUUGAGGUAUUUUUUGAUGACCUUGACCCUGUCCUAAGAUACUCAGUAAAACUUCACAUUAAACGUCCUGCUGGCACUCUCUGUGAACAUCACAGAUUGGUAUGGACUCCAUAUAUGGUGGAUACUGAGGAGCAAGAAAGAAACACUGAACCUUCAGGACCAUUAGCUAUCACACAUAAUAACCAGGUAAAAAAUACGGAUCACAUACAUUUGAACUUGAUAAAAACUUAACGUUUAAAUUACAGACAACUGUACCUGAUCAGGACACUUUUUUUCACAUUGGAGAAAAAGCACCAGUGACACUGUCAUCAAAUGUCGUUAAUAAUUCAGAGAACAAACCAGUUCACACACCUCCCCCCUUCCCUCUAUUCUAAGUUAGGGUGUUUGUUGUUUGCUACAGGUUAGUUCGAACAGCAACACAAUUUUAUAUUCAGGGGGCGGAGGAAGGAAAGUGUUAUUUUCUCCUUUUGAAGUUGGCAGAAUGUCAGAAAGGCCCUUCAGUGAGGAAAAGGUUUAAAGAGCGGUGUUUCAGUGAAAGUGUCAUAUCCUUCCCAUUAGAAUAUCAUUUUUGUCCCGAAAAGGUUUUUUUGUAUCAUUAUAUUUUCACAUUGGUUCUUUUAAGCUACCUGGCAACACAGAUAAUGGAAAGGAGACAUCAUGAUCUUGCUUUUUCUAGGUGGAAGUGAUAGACAUUGACACUCUGUCUCAAUGGUGUGAACGAACAGAAGUAGCUGUUGAUGAGAUAAGGCAAGGUGAAGGGUAUUUGGAAAUCACCGAUGGGCACACAAAGGUAGAGUAAUGUGUUCAAUUGAAAUUCUGGUUUAACCUGAGAAUGGAUUUUACCUUUACAUUUUAAGGCUUCUUCACUUUAGACAAAAUGUUUUUUAUGCGCUAGAUAAAAUAUGAGUAGAGAUAUGUAUGCCUGUGAGCUUUUACAGUGAUAAGCCAAAGGCAAGCAAUUGUAUAACCCAUACAGAUCUGACACAAAUAUUUUUAUCAUACUUGGGAAAUGAAACACUCAGUAUCAAAUGUAAAUUGUACUGCUUAAUAUUAAUUCAUUCAUUAAUCCAGUUGUCGAUUCUUGAGGUGUAAAUGUGACUCAAAUACUACCUAUGGACUGAUCAUAACUUUGUUGAAUGAUAAAUGAAUUCGACUUCUUAAUUUAAAUUUAUCGUAGCAAAUCACGGAGGGUGCUUUAUCUCCUGAUGGAUCAGUACUCGCAACAGCCAGCGAAGAUGGCUUCAUCAAAUUUUGGCAAUUGUCUGACAAAGUAGAGUGUAUGCAUGAAUUUCAACCACACAAUGGCUUACCAUUGUCAUGUAUGGUGUUCACUGAUAAUCAGUUGUCACAAGAUAAAGAGUAA